CAGUAACUAGCACUAGUAGCAACUUGAGAAGAGCCUACAAGCCUGCUCAAAAAUUAGCGGCAGCACAAUAUAGUUCGGGCAUUUUUAUGCCAAUAGGGCGUUUUCGGGUCUUUUCCUAAAAUAAGUGCAGCUUUGGAGUGGAAAACCGGGGUCUCCAUCUCUUUUGAAUAUAUCCUGCUAGCACUGGCGUCCACCCUGUGACACAUUGCUCAAUUGAGGGGGCCCCCCAUCAGUGCAAGGGCCCACACUGUAUCCUCCAGGUCCCCUCUGCCUGUGCGUGUGAGUGAGUGUGUGUGUGUGUAUGUGUGAGUGAGUGUGUGUGUGUGUGUGUGUGUGUGUGAGAGAGAGAGUGUGAGUGAGCUUGUGUUGAGUCCUCUGGAGACUCCUGGCUUGACCCAACCAAGAUGUCGUCCAUCUUGCCGUUCACCCCGCCUGUAGUGAAGAGGCUGCUGGGCUGGAAGAAGUCGACCAGCGGGCCGGGUGGAGCGGGCGGCGGAGAGCAGAAUGGGCAAGAGGAGAAAUGGUGCGAGAAGGCUGUGAAGAGCUUAGUGAAGAAGCUGAAGAAGACAGGCCAGCUAGAUGAGCUGGAGAAAGCUAUUACCACACAGAACUGCAACACCAAGUGUGUCACCAUCCCCAGCAAUUGCUCUGAAAUAUGGGGACUGAGUACACCAAAUACGAUAGAACAGUGGGAUACAUCAGGCCUAUACAGCUACCCUGACCAAACCAGAUCUCUGGAUGGCCGCCUGCAGGUCUCCCACAGGAAGGGCCUUCCCCAUGUUAUCUACUGCCGCUUGUGGCGGUGGCCGGACCUCCACAGCCACCACGAGCUGCGCGCCAUCGAGGCCUGUGAGUAUGCCUUCCACCUCAAGAAGGAUGAGGUCUGCAUCAACCCCUACCACUACCAGAGGGUGGAGACCCCAGUGCUGCCUCCUGUUCUUGUGCCAAGACACUCAGAGAUCCUGACAGAGCUGCCACCUCUGGAUGACUACACUCAUUCCAUACCCGAGAACACAAACUUUCCAGCGGGAAUCGAACCUCCAAACAACUAUAUACCAGAAACGCCUCCGCCAGGCUACAUCAGUGAGGAUGGGGAGGCCAGCGAUCAACAGAUGAAUCAAAGUAUGGACACAGGUUCUCCAGCAGAGCUUUCUCCCAGCACUCUGUCUCCUGUCAAUCACAGCAUGGACCUGCAGCCGGUGACUUACUCAGAGCCGGCGUUUUGGUGCUCGAUAGCCUACUACGAGCUCAACCAGCGCGUGGGGGAGACAUUCCAUGCCUCUCAGCCCUCGCUGACAGUGGACGGAUUCACAGACCCAUCGAACUCUGAACGUUUCUGCCUGGGCCUUCUGUCUAAUGUCAACAGGAAUGCCACUGUGGAGAUGACCCGGAGGCACAUAGGAAGAGGAGUUAGACUCUAUUACAUUGGAGGGGAAGUAUUUGCUGAGUGCCUAAGUGAUAGCGCCAUCUUUGUCCAGAGUCCAAACUGCAACCAGCGGUAUGGCUGGCAUCCAGCGACAGUGUGUAAAAUUCCUCCAGGUUGCAAUCUAAAAAUCUUCAACAACCAGGAAUUUGCAGCCCUGCUGGCUCAGUCGGUGAAUCAGGGCUUCGAGGCCGUCUACCAGCUCACCAGGAUGUGCACCAUCCGCAUGAGCUUUGUUAAAGGCUGGGGAGCCGAGUACAGGCGGCAGACUGUAACAAGCACUCCAUGCUGGAUCGAGCUGCAUUUGAACGGUCCCCUGCAGUGGCUCGACAAGGUUCUGACCCAGAUGGGUUCCCCGUCUGCACGCUGCUCCAGUAUGUCCUAAACAGCUACGGAAACGCCCCCCUCCCCUUCCUCCUCCCCAAAAAAACGCAGCCCAUUACAAAGAUCAUUAAAUUCUAAACUUGUAAGUCCUUUCAUGAAAAAAAAAAAGGAAACCCCACAGAAUGAGUUUUCUGUAACAUUCUUCAUAGUAUUUGUGGCCCAGUUCCACAUCCCUCUUUUAACUUUACACACACUCACACGAAAAUGCACCUACACUGUCGCAUUCACACACAAACACAGACACACAUACAGACUUUUCAGUAAAAAAAAAAAAUUGGCACUUUGUUACCCAUCUAUGUCAUGCACCUUGUUAAAUUGCUUUUCCCCAAAUCCUUAAUAUUAGAUCUAUUUGUGGUACAAAUAAAAUGUAUAUUGGUUUUUAGUCCAGGAAGUAGGGGAAAUACCAAAAAUAUCUGUGAAUAGUUUCUCAGUAUUGAAAAUUGCUUGUAUGAGUAACACGAGCUUGAAUGCUAAAAUGAUUUUUGUUCCAGCCCCUCCCCCCUAUCCCCCCCCCCCUCAAAACCAUUGUUCUGAACCUAAGUUUACUUUUCUCUGGGAAACUCGGCCCCAUCUUUUUUGGCAGGGGGAGUUGGCUUGGUGAAGAAACGAUGGCCUUGGUGGCUGCUCUCUUCUGAGGGAAACACCACAAUGUGUUUAUGAAAUUUGAUUGAAUUGACUUCACUGUUUGCCAGAACGGCCCCCUUUUUCUUUUUUCUUUUUUUAACUCUUGACGUGUGUCGUUGUAAGACAUACUUCUUAACGGACAAAUAGGAAUGUUAGUUUAAAAAAAGAAAAGGUAAAUCCCUAAACAAACUGCAAACUCCGUCAGGCUGUAGUUUAUUUCUUUGUCAUUAUAUGGCACUCUUAGUGUCCUUGGUUUAGUUGAUUUGCAUCCCCACUGAACAGCCUGGUACAAAAGCUAAUGAGACAUUGGCCAGGCUUUUUUUUUGCAGGGUGCACUGGGCAGGGACCAGAGAAUAUCAGCUGUUAGCAGAAGCUUUUUUUUCUCUCUUUGACACGACACUGGGAGUCCUGGGGCUCUCCAAGGCGAAGCAUUAAAAAAAAAAAGUCUCACCAGGAGAAAUUGAAGGUAUCAAUGAAUUCAUUCUGUUUUUAGCCUAUAUCCCCAUUGUUUUGCUACUUUUUUGUAUUCUCAUGUAUUUUUAUAUAUAAAUAUACUUAAAAUUUUCUGUCGUUCACUUUUUAUUAAAGUAAUAUUUUCAAGACCACAGCUGUUUCUAAAGUGACAUGGAUGGCAUGGAUCAUUCCUUCAUUCUACCCAAAAGGUUUAGUUGAAAAUUCAUUUCCAAUCGCAGCUCUUUGUCUUGGUAAAAUAAAAAGGAAAAAAAAAGAAAAAAAGAAAUCACUGCCCCACAUGAUGUGUAGCCUGUUUCUAUCCUUAGUUUUUUUCCAAAGAAAUCUGGUGCAUUUAAAGUACACAAAACAACUGAUUUGCUUAAAACCCCAAAUCUACUUUCCUGUAACGGUUUUAAUGAUUCCAGAGGCAUGUAAAAUUUGGCAGUGGCCAUUCAUUCAUCUCUUCACUUUCUUUUCUUUCUUUUUUUCUUUAAAAAAAAAAAUAAACCACAUGACCUCUUGUAGCCUUUUGGUGCUUAGUCAAGCGGGUUAAAGUCAACCAGAUAUAAUUGGCUUUCCAAAUGUUACAGAAACAUGGGAGGAGACCAGUGUUCUUCCAUGAGAAAAGAAGCGCAAACGUGCCUGCACACUGGGACAUUCUGUGUUAAUGUGUGUGUUGUAUUUGUUCUGUCUAUAAAAAUACAGUCUGUACAACAAGACUUAUUAGCUUAAACUCUGCCAUUACUGUCACUCUGCAGCUGUUCCAGUCACAUAAUGACAGUAAUGGCAGAGUUUCCCUUCUUUUUUUGAUGUAAAUGUGUUUACCUUUUGGCACUAGUGAUUGUACUUUAAGUGCACCUAGUCAAGUUUGGAUUUGGGGAAAUGAACCAUGUGUUAGGGUCCAGUGUUACAUUGUUUUUAUCUUUGGCCUACAACAUAUGAAUGUGAAAAAAUACAUUACAAAAACUGACGUGGACCAGACGUACAUAUACAUAACAGUAGUACAGUAUGUGUGUAUUUAACAGUAAUCUUUUUGCAAAGCAGUCAGUACAGUAGAUGUCGCAGUUGUUUUACCAGUAGAGGGCGGUAUUGAUAGAGCAGUUCUUUUUUUUUUUUUUUUCUGACCAUAAGCUUCUCAGGCGUGUGGCAUAUUAUGCAGACUUCAUAAAACACUAAUAAAGAUUUUUA
Messenger RNA from Scomber scombrus (Atlantic mackerel), 4072 nucleotides. Its product is annotated as mothers against decapentaplegic homolog 2. The record is from RefSeq and is a predicted model, not a curated record. Gene Ontology annotation, biological process: regulation of transcription by RNA polymerase II; transforming growth factor beta receptor signaling pathway; anatomical structure morphogenesis. Gene Ontology annotation, cellular component: heteromeric SMAD protein complex. The transcript has 11 exons. Gene Ontology annotation, molecular function: DNA-binding transcription factor activity, RNA polymerase II-specific; I-SMAD binding; RNA polymerase II cis-regulatory region sequence-specific DNA binding. NCBI's taxonomy places the organism in Eukaryota, Metazoa, Chordata, Actinopteri, Scombriformes, Scombridae. Bases 405 to 1808 code for a protein of 467 amino acids.